UCAUGCAAUGCGCUGUCUUCAUCUGGAUCUGGAUCUUCCACGCCAAGUUCUGCUGAGAAAUGUGGCCCAGUGAGCCAUGAAAUGGGCACCAUAACCUAUCUGCCGGGAGUUGAGCAACCGCAUUUCCCGUCAGGAGCACUGGCGGUGCUAAGCUGUCCACCGGGACAAACAGUGGCCGGUGGCGCCUCUCAGGCGACCUGCCAGAAUGGUAAAUGGACCGCCACACUGGGAUUCUGCAAACAAACCAAUAUAAAGCUGUUCUAA
Messenger RNA from Gongylonema pulchrum, 264 nucleotides. The record is from the annotation of a GenBank genome assembly. Lineage: Eukaryota; Metazoa; Nematoda; Chromadorea; Rhabditida; Gongylonematidae.